Molecule: messenger RNA, 2205 nt
Organism: Giardia duodenalis
Lineage: Eukaryota; Fornicata; Diplomonadida; Hexamitidae
Product: VSP
Exons: 1
Coding region: 1-2205 (734 amino acids)
Source: RefSeq, a predicted model, not a curated record
AUGUUUGGCAGUUUUGUUCUCGCGGGGGUACUCGUCCAGAUUGCGUUGGCAGAAAAAGUAACAGAGCGCGCGCGACAGGCUGAAUGCGCAGAUAAAACAAAUGACUGUGAAAUCUGCGACGUUCUAAUUGAUGGUAAAUUGUAUUGCUCUCGAUGUAACACAGGAUUUGUUCCUAUCAAUGGAAAAUGUGCAGACAAAGAAGGUGCAAAAGCCAACUGUAAAGGUGCCGAUGGAGGCGAUACAGCUGAUCGGACCUGUGCACAGUGCGCCGAGCAGACUUUCAUGUACAAGGGCAGCUGCUACCAAACGAGUCAAGCACCUGGCAGUAGCAUGUGCAAAACAGCGGCAGACGGAAAGUGUACAGAAGCUCUCGAAUCGAAGGCUUACUUUGUUCCGCCGGGGGCAGAUAAGACCCACGACUCGGUUGUUUCGUGCGGAGACGCGACGGGCGUAACGCUUGCUGAUAAGACGUACAAAGGCGUGGAUGGGUGCACAGCGUGCGAUGCACCUGCGCCAGCCGAUGCCAGCGGGGCUAAGGUGGCGACGUGUACUGCGUGCCAGGCGGAUAAGUAUCUGAAGACGGCCACAGACCCAGCCACCUCCUGCGUGACAGAAAAAGAGUGCACGGAUGCCCCAGGCUUUUUCGUCGAUACAACUGACGGUAAAAAAUGCAGCAAGUGCGCUGAGACAUGCAAGACCUGUAAAACCGAGGCUGCGAAGUGCACCUCCUGCAACGGAGACAAGCCGUACCUGAAGAAGGAUGGCGAGUCCACAACUGGCACAUGCGUUGACGCAAAAGGCUGCCCGGAAACUCAUUACGUUGAUGAAGGAGCAAAGGAGUGCAAUACAUGUGUGUCGGCUGGAACAACUGACUGCACCACUUGUGAGAAAGGCCCCACCGGAGUGGUUUGCAAGACAUGUACGAGUGGUACGAAGACCAAGUUUGGCCUUGGAAAGAAGUCGUGCGUUGAGAACUGCCCCUCGAACUCCAACGAUGAAAAGACCGCUGGCACCUGUGAGUGCGUUGAUGGCUACGUUCUCAACGGCGCGGGCACCGGGUGCACGAAGAAGCCCGACCCCCAGUGCAACACCCCCGGCUGCAAGACGUGCAGCGAGCCGAAGACAAGCAAGGAGGUGUGCACAGAGUGCGAAGGCCCCAAGGCCCUCACGCCCACGGGCCAGUGCAUCGAUAACUGCGGAGAUCUGGGAGGCUACUACGCGGGCACCAACGAGGGGGGCAAGAAGGCCUGCAAGAAGUGCGAGGUUGAGAACUGCCUCCUGUGCAAUCUUCAGGGACAGUGUGAUACCUGCAAGGACGGGUACUACAAGAGCGGAGCCGCCUGUGCCAAGUGCGAUACCUCGUGUAAGACAUGCGCGAACGGGAACUCCAACGGGUGCACGAGCUGCGAGCCUAAGAAGGCCCUCAGCUACGAAGGAGAGGGCAACACGGGGACGUGCAAAUCAGAAUGCAAACCGGGUACUAACAACUGCGAGAAGUGCGAGCUGACAGUCGAUGGCACGGCCUACUGCUCCAAGUGCAAGGACGCCAACCAGUUUCCACAGAACGGAGUCUGCUCGGCGGCGGCCGGAAAGGCUAUUACGUGCACUACUCAAGGAGGUGGUGUUUGCAACAAAUGCGCCAACGGGCUUCUUCGUAUGAACGGGGGCUGCUAUGAGACGACCAAACUUCCUGGAAAGAACGUCUGUGAGGAGGUAACGCAGGAUGGGGAUACCUGCAAAACAGAGGCUCCAGGCUAUCAUCUUAAUAACAAUGACCUUGUGACUUGCUCGCCUGGAUGUAAGACCUGCACUAGUAACACCGUGUGUACUACAUGCAUGUAUGGGUAUGUAAAGACUGAUAAUAAGUGCACAAAGUGUGCCACUGGCUGUGCUACGUGUGCAGGAUCCGCCUCAAAUUGCGACAUUUGCAGCACUGGGUACUACAAAUCUGGGACUACCUGUGUGUCUUGCACGGCAAAUACCGCUGAUAGCACCAUCACCGGCGUCGCCAACUGCGCUAGCUGCGCUCCUCCACUUAACGAUAAAGGGUCUGUCCUCUGUUACCUCGUGCAGAGUGGCGAGAACACUAACAAGGGCGGGCUCUCCACUGGCGCCAUCGCUGGUAUUGCCGUGGCUGUCAUCAUUGUCGUCGGCGGCCUCGUCGGUUUCCUCUGCUGGUGGUUUAUGUGCAGAGGCAAGGCGUAG